Molecule: messenger RNA, 1028 nt
Organism: Paramecium sonneborni
Lineage: Eukaryota; Ciliophora; Oligohymenophorea; Peniculida; Parameciidae
Source: the annotation of a GenBank genome assembly
AUGCAUCAUAGAAAAAGUUUAUCACCAUUUAGUGAAAAAGUGAGAGUUAUUUAAUUUACUUGUUUAAGAUUAGAGUUUCUUUAUCCAAUAGUAAAUGAACCCUUAAAAGUAAUUGUAUGUGAGAAACAUACUUUCAUAGCUAAACCUCAAGAUUAAAGAUAUGCAAUAGUUAAUUAAGUACAAGAUAACAAAUUAUAAGACAUAAGCUAUUGAAGUCUUUAAUCAUAAAAUCAAAAUUGAAAUAUAAAAUUUAGGAAUGUCAUAGUUAGACCUAAACACUUAUUAAGCAUUUUCAUUAGAAAAAGUUCCAAUUUAUGAUAAGAAAAAUCAAAAACAAUUGAUUGGAUUUCUAUGCUUUAAGAUUGAUGAAACAUCAAAAAAAAGCACUCCAAAUGCAAGUAUUUAAAAUUCAAGAGAAUAAUCAUUAAGUACCUCAAUAUUUGAAAAUAGAUUUUGGUUCAAAUUUAUUUACGAUUGCAUUUAGUGAUUAAACCUAAUACUAAAAUCCAAAGCCAUAAAACUAAGUUUAAAAAUGCUCUCAUGAAGAUAUAAAAAAAAAUAUUGAUUAAAUUGCUCAGAUUUAUGAAGAAAUGAGCAGAGAAUAAAAUUAAUUAUUAUAAUAAGAUUUAAAAUUAAAAAAAUUAGAUAAUGAAAUCAAAGAUUUAAAUUAGUAACUAAAGUCUUUGCAUGAUUAAGAGCAUCAUUUAGAUAUAUAAUUUAAAAAAUUGUAAACAUAAUCUCCUUAGUUAUAAAUGUUAAUUAACUAAAAAAUAUAACAAUAAUAUUCAAUUCUUACAUUUAAGAGAAAAUAAGAAAACCCAAUUUAAAAAUAAUCACCCUAAUAAAUAAUUCGAACAGAAUAAAAUAGUUAGAGAUAAAAGAAAACUAAUGUUCUUCCAUAAUAAGUAACAAUUAGUUUAAUUGAAUAAGACAAGUUCAUUAAGAAAUAAAAUAAAGAACCAGAAAUUCCAGUUAAUAUGUCAAUACCUUUUUCUUUUAAUGAAUAUUUUAGUUUAUUCAAAAAUUGA